Molecule: messenger RNA, 3171 nt
Organism: Conger conger (European conger)
Lineage: Eukaryota; Metazoa; Chordata; Actinopteri; Anguilliformes; Congridae
Gene: ftr86
Product: finTRIM family, member 86
Exons: 8
Coding region: 9-1985 (658 amino acids)
Molecular function (GO): zinc ion binding; protein binding
Source: RefSeq, a predicted model, not a curated record
CCAAUUAAAUGUCUGCACUCACAGGUGACAACUCCUGUUUAAUUUACAACAGCGUAACUUUGCAAUCGAAGUCUAGACAACUCACAGGAUCAUGCUGGCAUAAAACUGAGUAUGUUGUUGUUGCAAUAUCGGGGGAAUUUCUCUCACAAGUUAUCUGUCGACGUUCCUUCUUGCCACGCUGCUCUCCAUCUCUCGCCAUGGCUUCUGGUGCGUUCCCCGGGGAAGAGUUCGCCUGCUCCGUCUGCCUGGAGGUCCUUCGCGACCCAGCCACCCUCCCCUGCGGGCACACCUACUGCCUGCCCUGCAUCCAGAGACACUGGGACCAGGGGGAGGCCAAGCAGGAGUACAGCUGCCCCCAGUGCCGCAAAACCUUCACCCCCCGCCCCGUGCUGGCCAGGAGCACCCUGCUGGUGGAGGCUAUGGAGCAGCUGAAGCUGAGGUGUGGGGCGGAGGGUGCGCCCCCGUCCGUCUCCUCGGCACCGCCCUCCCUGCCCUUCCCCAGUGCUCCUCCGGAUGGUGCCGGGCUCUACCCUCAGCUCCCCGCGGCCGGGCGCCUCUGCCCCGAUCACCAGCAGGCCCUGGAGCUGUUCUGCCCGGAGGACCGGGAGUUUGUGUGCGCUGUGUGCAGGGACCACAACCACAGGACACACCGUGUGGUCCCCGCUGAGGUGGCCAGGGCAGAGAGACAGGGGGAUCUGGAUCUGAUGCAGGUGGACACACAAAGAAGGAUCCAGGAGAGGGAACAGAGCCUGCAGCUACUUCUACAGAGUGCCCGCACCCACAAGGGGGCAGUGCAGGCCUUGCAGCGUGAGGCCGGGGAGCUGUUCGCUGAGCUGGCGCGCAGCGUGGAGCUGGCGGGGAGCCAGGUGCAGGAGCUGCUGGGUGCUCAUGAGAUGGCGGAGGGCAGCCGGACCGAGGGGCAGAUCCACAGGCUGGAGCAGGACCUGGGGCAGCUGCGCGGGAGGGCCGAGGAGCUGCGCAGACUGGCGCAAAUGCACGACCACUGCUGCUUCCUGAAGAACUUCCUGACCCUGGACACCCCUGUCCCGGGUGGAGAGGGAGAGGUGGCGUGGGCCGAUGCUGAGGCAGUGAGGUUUGGGGUGCGGACGGCGCUGAGGGAGCUCAGGGACCAACACCACGAGCUGAGCAAGGCCAGCCUGGCCCGGAUCUUCCGCACAGUGAAUGAUGCAUCUGCUAUGGCUCAAACAGCGACAACUGAAGCUCCUCCUCUUCCUCUACCUUGUAAGCUCGGGGACGAAUCGAACCCUAAACACGCAGUCAAUGUAAUGGCAGCCGGCAAUACGGCCCAUUUGAAUCCAGCCGGUGGAACGUCCAAUCAGAAUCCAGCCAGUGGAACGUCCAAUCAGAAUCCAACCAAUGGAACAGCCAAUCAGAGCCCACCUACUCAAUACCCGGAGCCCAAAACUCGAGAUGAACUUUUAAAAUUCCGCUUCGAGCCAACGCUGGACCCCGACACGGCGCACCGGCACCUCCGCCUCUCCGACGGGGACCGCAAGGCCACGCUGCGGGCCGAGGCCCAGCCCUACCCGGAGCACGCGGGCCGCUUCCUGUUCUGGCGCCAGGUCCUGUGCCGCGAGGCGCUGGGCGGGAGCCCGUACUACUGGGAGGUGGAGUGGACCGGCACCAAGGUCACCCUGGGCGUGGCCCACGGGAGCAUGGGCAGGAAGGGCAACGACGGCGGCUCCCGGCUGGGCCACAACGAGCGGUCCUGGGGCCUGUACUGGUCCGGCGCCGCCUUCUCGCUGUGGCACGGCGGGCGGGAGACGCCGCUGGCGGGGCCCAAGGCCCGGCGGGUCGGGGUGUACCUGGACCAGCAGGCCGGGGUCCUGGCCUUCUACAGGGUGUCCCGCAGCCAGGCGGAGCUGCUCCACCGGGUCCGGGCGGACUUCUCCGGGCCUCUCUACCCAGGGUUCAGGUUCUGGAGCGGGGUGGGCUCCAGCGUUACGCUGUGCCAGCUAGAUUAGCCACUGACGGUUCGGUCUGAUGCACAUCUCAAAUGGAAUUACCAGUAAUCCUGGGUAAAACUGGGUGACGUGUCCUAUCCACUUUUUCCAAAGACAUUCUGUUUUGAUCUUGUUUUUGUACAUCUUUCCCAUUAACCCCCCUAAGUUUUUUCCAUCAGGUAUUCAGACUGCACAUGUUCAUCAAUGACAUUACCAAGAUUAAACUUUUUUUAAUUGUAAAUUUUGUUUGUUUUUGGUUAUAAAAUAAAAAUAAAAGCAUUAACUGCAGAAAUUAAUCACAAAAUGUAUUUUAAGUGAGAUGUUUGUGAGUGAGUGUGUGUAUGAAUGGGUGAAUGAGAAGCAUCAAUUGUACAGCGCUUUGGAUAAAGGCGCUAUAUAAAUGCCAACCAUUUACCAUUUACCAUGUUUGCUUUUACUGAAAGCCUCAAAAGACAGGAAAUUAAGUUGAUCAGCCCAAAUGCGACCCUCAGCCUGCUCACCAUCAAGUUAUCAGCGCAGAUCUGACAACAUGCUACAGUGAUGUACAAUGUCAACUCUACAUCAACCAACAUGUGAUCCCCACUGGGGAGAUUCUCUCAAAGAAUUCAUAAUCUUAGGGUAGUGCACUGUAAAGUGUAUUGGCAAUUUUGCAUAUGAACAAAAGAGGCAAUAUACUUAUUUUGCACUUUUCUAAAGCAUGCUUUAUUUCCAACAUGUCCAAUGUGUCCUCUUUAGGACCGCAUAUCUUGUAUCACUCUUUCAACAUAGCUUGCCCACAGGUUGGUAUGUAGCAUACAAUUUUUACAUACAACUAGUGUGAUUAAUUGAUAGAUCCUGCAAUAAAGUGUAUAUUGUAUUCGUAUCUCCUUGCCACUCAUGAGCAAAGAGAAGCAAGAGCUAGCGUGGAUUUCCAAAGGGGUACAGCCGACCGAUUGAUUGGUGUGUGGGCGUGGUUGUUGUACCAAAAACCAAUGAGAAGGUCAGAGUGUCAGUUUGACAGAGCUGAACAACUCAAUGGAGCAGGAGAGACACUUACUCCCAGCAGUGGGACGCACACUAGGGCAGCUAGAGGGCGCCAGAGUGUUUUCAAAACUUAAGGUUUUGUCAAAUUUGAGGUACUUGAUAGGCACCAGAAAAUGUAUCAGGACAGAGUAAAAUGUUCCCAUGCACGGUACUAGUUGCCUGACCUGCCAACCUUGCCCGAAAC